CCUGAACCAGCAGAGACCAGAGACCAGCUCAGGUCCACACGCCAACGCUCGUAACCACCUCAUAGAGAGAGAACUAGGGAAAUUAGGCACAAAAGGAACAAAGAACGAUAACCAAAUCAAGACAAGAAGAGAGGAAACAGACAAACCUCAAGAAGACGUCCCAGGUGAUCCUGCUCCCUGUGCAGAGGUGGAGCAGCAUGGCGUUGGCACUGCAGGUAGUGGGUCUGAUUCUGGGCGUGGCAGGAUGGUGUCUACAGUCCAGUUGUACGUCAUCCCAGGUGUGGAAAAUGAGGAGUCAGGCGGAGUCCAUCAGCAGCAGCCAGUGGCAGUUUGAAGGUCUGUGGAUGAGCUGUGCUGCCACGUCUCUGGGCUCGCUCCAGUGCAACCGCUUCAAGACGACACUGGGGCUGCCUGUUCACCUGCAGACCUGCAGGGCUCUGAUGGUCCUGUCAGUGCUGUUCAGUUUUACUGCCAUCAUCAUCUCUGUGCUUGGACUCAAAUGCACCAAGAUUGGCAGAGUGUCAGAGCCAGUGAAGGAACAGAUCGCUCUGAGCGGAGGAAUCCUUUUCCUCUUGUCUGGCGUCUUCACUCUGACUGCAGUGUCCUGGUACGCUGCCAGGGUCAUCAAUGACUUCUACGACCCACUGUACGGAGGAGUCAGGUUUGAACUGGGUACUGGUCUGUACCUGGGCUGGGCGUCUUCUUGUCUUGCGGUACUGGGCGGUUCAAUGCUGUGCUGCUCCUGCAGGAAGAUGCAGUCAGUCCCUGAUACGCGACAGUUCUCCUACAAAUACUCCACUAACAGUGGUGGAGCCAGCAUCUACAGAGCAGCUGUGCCUCUGGACAGCAGCAGCACCAAAGCCUACGUGUGAACACUGUUGGAACUGAAGAUCAAACUUUGACCUUCUCUUUGUUUUGAACACCAUGAACACAUGGUGUUCAUCCAUUUGUACCACUGACAUUUGAAGAAAUACUUCUGUUGUAAAUAAACAGUUUCAACCAUCA
This is a messenger RNA of Cynoglossus semilaevis (tongue sole), 1005 nucleotides long. RefSeq names its product claudin-19-like. The transcript has 6 exons. NCBI's taxonomy places the organism in Eukaryota, Metazoa, Chordata, Actinopteri, Pleuronectiformes, Cynoglossidae. The record is from RefSeq and is a predicted model, not a curated record. Gene Ontology annotation, molecular function: structural molecule activity. Gene Ontology annotation, cellular component: bicellular tight junction; membrane. Bases 198 to 872 code for a protein of 224 amino acids.